Messenger RNA from Stomoxys calcitrans (stable fly), 540 nucleotides. RefSeq names its product ninjurin-A-like. Gene Ontology annotation, cellular component: membrane. The record is from RefSeq and is a predicted model, not a curated record. The transcript has 3 exons. NCBI's taxonomy places the organism in Eukaryota, Metazoa, Arthropoda, Insecta, Diptera, Muscidae. Bases 1 to 411 code for a protein of 136 amino acids. Gene Ontology annotation, biological process: tissue regeneration; cell adhesion.
AUGGAACUAAGUUUAUCAACUGGUUUAGGUCGUAAAUCUAAACCCAAACAAGAGAACAAAAAGGAUAACGAGUCGAAAACAGCAUUUCACACAUAUCAACAGAGAAAAACAUUUGGCCAAGGAAUGAUGGACUUGGCAUUGCUAACGGCCAAUGUGAAUCAAUUACGUGCCAUACUGGAUGCUAAGAUGAAACAUCCCUACUAUCAUGUGAACCUGGUAUUUAUUGGUAUAAGCAUUUUCUUUCAAGUAAUUGUGGGCAUCAGUCUUAUUCUUAAUAGUCGUGUCAACGUUAGCGAAGAAACGGAUGUGUCAAACGCUUCGAGGGUUAGUAACAUCACAUUUGCCUGUACUUUUGUGAUCACUAUUGCCAAUAUUUUCCUAUCGGUGUUUUACGAAGCGGACAACAAAUGAAAAUAUCCAUAUAACACACUAUAUAUUUUUUUUUUUGUUUUUUGCAAUUUAGUAAACAUGUGUAUUAAAAAUUUAUAAUAAAUUGUUGGCGACAAUAGCUAUAAAAGAACUCAUUCACAAACUUAAUAA